Molecule: messenger RNA, 1306 nt
Organism: Carlito syrichta (Philippine tarsier)
Lineage: Eukaryota; Metazoa; Chordata; Mammalia; Primates; Tarsiidae
Gene: TCIM
Product: chromosome unknown C8orf4 homolog
Exons: 1
Coding region: 73-393 (106 amino acids)
Biological process (GO): negative regulation of Notch signaling pathway; endothelial cell activation involved in immune response
Cellular component (GO): nucleus; cytosol
Molecular function (GO): Notch binding
Source: RefSeq, a predicted model, not a curated record
CAGUCUGGGAAUGAUUUUGCUACACACUCUCUGGAGAGCCCGGGAGCUGAAUUCCGGAAGAUCCCCACAUCGAUGAAAGCAAAGCGAAGCCACCAAGCAAUCAUCAUGUCCUCAUCGCUCCGAGUCAGCCCGUCCAUCCACGGCUACCACUUCGACACAGCUGCUCGCAAGAAAGCUGUGGGCAACAUCUUUGAAAACAUAGACCAGGAAUCACUACAAAGGCUCUUCAAAAACUCUGGAGACAAAAAAGCAGAGGAGAGAGCUAAGAUCAUUUUUGCCAUAGAUCAAGAUUUGGAGGAGAAAACAAGAGCCCUGAUGGCCCUGAAGAAGAGGACAAAAGACAAGCUUUUCCAGUUUCUGAAACUACGGAAAUAUUCCAUCAAAGUUCACUGAGGACAAGAGAAUGGAUAAGGACAUUAUCCAAGAAUGGACAUUCAAACACCAAGUGAGUUUGUGAGACUCUAACAGAUGCAGCAUUGUGUUGCUGCCUUGCAAGCUUCUCUCUGUCGGGACUCCAGAGUGGAAAGGGACUGGGACCCAACAAACUGGUUACAAAAACUCCAACCAGUCCCGCGCCCUUGUGCUGUUACAGUGGAGAACAAAAUGCAUCAGCAAGGGUUUGAAAACUCUCCUUGCAGGAAAGAAUUGGUGCUGACGGAGGAGUCUGGACAGAUGUAAUGAGAACUGAAGAAGUGAGAUGGCUAGAGAUGACAUGCAUUCAGGGUCACUUUGUCAGGCCCUAGGACUUAAACUGAACUUUUUUUUUUUUUUUUAAACAAACUGGGUAGAGGGAAGGAGGGAGGAGGGAGAGGGAGAGCAGAGAGAGAGAAUAUCAUGCAUAAAUUGUUUACUGAAUUUUAAUUGUGAAUGUUCAAAAUGUUGCCAAGUCUGAAUGUUGUGUAUUGGCAUAAAUUUAGAGAACAGUAAUUGAUUAUUUAUUGCAUUUAUGACAAUGCAGAAAAAGGGCACCACAUGGAUGUUAAGUUCAAACUCAAGAAAGAUACUUUCAGCAGCUCAGUAAACCCAUAUGCCACAUUUAGGUUUGAAAAGGAUUUUUAUACAUUUCAAACAGGUGGCACAAAAGUUAAAAUAAUGAGGUCCUUUAUAAAUCCAAAGAACUGUGAAAAAAUUUUAUAAUUUUUUAAGUCUUCUGACUAAUGCUAAAAUAUAAUCUAAUUAAAUUUUGUACAGCUACUGCAGUAAGCAUUAGGAAGUGACUAUGAUAUAAAUAGUUUCUAAAGAUGCUAUGGUUUUUAUAAUUUAUUACACAAGUGAUAUGCAGCUAUAAUAAAUUAUUAUAAACUUA